CUUCUUCCCUCUCUUUUAAUGAAAACAGUGUGCAUAAGGCAGAGUUGGAGUCUGACUAUCAAUGCAGACAGACAGCAGGAAAUUGCAAGGCUGGAAAAUACAACUCAAAGAUAAGAAGAGGAGAUCUGUUAAUUAAGAAUGGCAUUCCUUAAGAACGUCUGUGUGUUCCUUAUAAUAACAUGCCCCUUGUGUCUAGCAAGACAUACAACCUCUUAUACAGACUCACCAGCAGGCAGUGGAGAUGGAGAAGUCCUGACUGUGAUGUCUCCUAAUCAGAGCCAUGAUCUUAUCAACCUUACAACUGAAGGUCCAGGGUCGUUUUCUAAUGGAACAUCAAACCAUGUUAAUAUAUUUGACAGAAUAACAAAGGUCCUUAAAGAAUACAUGUUGCUUGCCAUUGUAGUUGGUACCUUAAUUAUUCUGUUGAUAUUUGUAAUGUGUGGUGCUAUAAUUAUGAGCCACAAACACAAGGCAUCUGCCUACUACCCUUCUUCAUUCACACAAAAGGAGUAUGUCAAUCACAAUGAUAAAUCUGGUGGGACAAAGGCCUUUAAUGAGAUUCCAGAGAAAGCACAGGAUGCCAAGGCUGAAGAAGUUGUAGACUCUAGUAAACAGCUCCAGGCGGACAUCCUUAGUGCUGCCCAAAACUUAAAAUCACCAGCUAAAGGUGGCAGCAGCAAAGAGGAACACAAAAUACAAGAGGAACUCAAAGAUCCCCAAGUGGAGACUACUACAGAAGACAAAGAUGUGGCUACUAAUGAUAACACUCAAGUAGAGUCUCCCUCUGGAGAAGCAGAAGAAAUUUCAGGUGAGCAUACAGAGGAACCAAAACCUACUGAUUGCCCUGAGGAACCUUCUGCUAACUUAGCUGAGCAGAAGAAUCAAGAGGAGGCAAUUGAAAUUGUGGAUGAGACCAAUCCCCACCCAUGUGAUCUUCCUCCAGCAGAAAACAGCCCCUGCAAGGAACAAGCGGCACAGGAAUCUCCUCAGCAGCCUCCAGAUACAUGUGGAGUUUAAAAGAAUAAGGGGUUACCAUUUUAAAAAAUAUUUUUAAUGUUUGCAAACAACAAGGACCUGUAGGGCAAAUAUCUUUAACUUGUUAAACUGGUCAUAAUAUCAGAAGGACCACACAUUCAUCUAGAUUGAUUUUUUCUGCUAACUCACAUGUAAAAACUUCAAACACAAGACAAGGGCCAAUGCUUUGGCAAUGUUUUAUGGAGAUCCAAUGAUUGCGCAAACAUCAUUACUGCUCAUUACUGUAAUGGCCCCUUUAAGAUUUUAACCUUUAUCCAAAAUAAUGAGAGCAGGAUGAGAGCAAACUUACUUGCUUACUUCUGGCAUUACCAAUAAAAACUGUUCAAUUUCAUGAAUUUGUCAAAGGUUUUCAUGAAGGAUACAAGGGAGUUAAAGUGGGUUAGUGUGUGCAGUUUCUUAACUUUGUUAAGAAUUAUUGUUAAUACGUAAGUGCGGAAGGGUGUACACAUCAAACAUACAGACUGCAUCUAAAUACUGGCUGAUAUUGGAGGCCUUGGGGUAUUAGAAAGAAUGGAGUAAUCCACCAUGCAGAAAACUACCAUAGGGUAAAAUAAACAUGUUAGCCCCACAGAACCUAUGGUUUUUAUAUACCUGCAUUAGAGUCAGUGCAAUGAUAUCUAACCUCUACCUGUUGCCAAACUACAGUUCUUAACAGCUAAAGACUGAUAGUAAAGGUUGGAUUGAAAGUUUGAAACCCAUCAGGGAAGAUGUGAUGCCAAAGGGGCCAAAUGUAUUUCACAAUUAACUGACUUGUGAUGGUACCAAAAAAACAGACUGUCUACAGAGGCUUAAUCCCAUGGUCAGAAGACAAAUAGUAAAAUCUAAUGUUUAGUAUAUUUCACAGGAUGGAAGGCUUCACAAUUUUUUAGUUUGUUGUGCCUUACUUACUUGAAUUGAUUCUUUACUGAUUUUCGUUAUUGUCAUUAACAUUACAGAAAACAUAAAUACAAAUAGUAAAGACAAGCCUGCUAAAAGUAAUACAAAUGAUAUAGUUUCAGCUUUGCAUUAGCCUUCAUAGUUUCACAGGUCUUAAGAAACAAGAUUGCAGGGAGUGUGGCCUCAGGAUUAGCAUGGCAGCAGAAAAAAAAACCUAUAAUGUAUGACAGUGAUAUAGCCUUUUGCCGCUUUAUUGAGUUAGGGGCCACUUUAAAGUGGGGUAAAAAGGACAUUUGUCCUGGUGCCACCGAUUAGAGAGACAAAGUUUAACUUGUGUAAUUGUUCGUAGUUUUAUAUCAGUGAAAUUCAACAUGCGGCUUCUAAAAUUUUGAGGACAAUUGCUACAACAUCCGAGAUUAAAUAUUUAUUUCUCUAAAUCUGGGGCUCCAGCAUUCUUCUAUAGACCUAGGUCCCCUUUUUUAAUUCUAGACCCAGCCAAGUCCAUCAGAGAUAUUUAAACAAUUAAAGAAUUCCAAGUUAUCUUACAUUCAUUUCUAAAUUUCACUACAAGUAGCCAGUGUUCUGUAUAUAUAUAUAUAUUUGAAGAAGUGCCUUAUAAAAAUCUCUUUUUACUUAACUGUUAGAUUAGAUUUUUGCAAUGACAAUUUAUUUAUUUUAUGUAUUCCUGAAAAAAAACCAUAUUACUUCAAAUAAAACCAGGAUGUCUCCAUUGUAA
Messenger RNA from Xenopus laevis (African clawed frog), 2647 nucleotides. It is a transcript of the gene tmem119.L, whose product is annotated as transmembrane protein 119 L homeolog. Bases 139 to 1017 code for a protein of 292 amino acids. The record is from RefSeq and is a predicted model, not a curated record. NCBI's taxonomy places the organism in Eukaryota, Metazoa, Chordata, Amphibia, Anura, Pipidae. Gene Ontology annotation, cellular component: plasma membrane. Gene Ontology annotation, biological process: positive regulation of osteoblast proliferation; positive regulation of bone mineralization; positive regulation of osteoblast differentiation. The transcript has 2 exons.